AUGUCGUUCCCGCCGAUUUCACUGGCGGUUUACUUCCCAGUAAAGCUGGGGCCGGAUGCGGAGCUGGCCUCACAACCAGAGAUUAAACCCUCUGCAAUGGAACAAAAAGAGCUCCCUAACCCCAAUGGCCAUGCCCACUCUUGGGCGGCCCUACCAGAAUUCAAGCCGGCCGCCGGCUUCUUGCCCUAUGCCCAACCAUCAUCAUCUUGCACCCCGAGGGCAAAACAGGAAACCCAACCCGAAACCUGGGACACCAACACCACCAAGACCUUCCCCUGCGACGGCGACGACGAAGAAGAAGACCAAUACUGGGAGGAGGGCCCAGAAAACGAAGACGACGACGACCACGAGGACGAGGACGCAGACAGCAGCGACCAAGACGCGUCGGGCCUGUCGUCGUUGUCGCAGGGGCAGGGGCAGGGGCCGUCGACGUCGUCGCAGCACGUGUGGCUGAGCGACGAGGAGCGGGUGCGCGUCGCCUUCAAGCGCGCCCGCACCAGCGCCGAGAAGGUCGACCUCGACCGCUCGCCCUUCUUUCCCCGGACGGUGGCCGAGUACGCGGGCCUCAAGGCGGGGAUGCUCGAGGCGAGGGCUGCGCGGCUGCGGGCCAAGGUGCGCGAGAGGGAGAGGGCGCUGCUACGGGCGAGGGAAGGGGGUGCCUGGAGGAGGGUGUUUCUGGUAGGGAGGUCGGGGAGGGCCGAGGAGAGGGUUGUUCCCGUUUAUUAUGGGCGCGCCGAGGAGGGUAGCCCUGCUGCUCCGUGUGCGGUUGGGGGUUCCUCGAUGGGGGCGGAUGUGGCGAGCACGGCGAGUGUUGCCCAAGGGGAAGCGGUCUCAAACACUAACCUGGAGAGCCACUGGGGUGGACCUGUUGCAAACACCCUCAGCACGCCUGGUAACUGGGUUCAACCCCUCCUUUACUCUGCGCUCCCAGUCACGUUUGACUGGAUCAACUUCCAGUUCAUUCCCCACGAAUACACCCCGUCCCAGGCACAUCAGGGCAUCGAGCCUCUUUCCCAUGCUGGCCAGGAUUGGUCCUAUUCGCAAGUCAACGCCGUCGUCGACCACCCCACGGGCUCGGUACUACCUCCUUGUUACGCGGCUGGGCACCAACGCGCCUCUUCGGCCGCCAUAUUGAGAGAGGUUGCCGCACAUGCUGCCUUCCGCCAUGGUAGCGUCGAUGGAAAUACACAAAUAACCACCAAUGGCGCCCACCAUGGGCAUAACUUGCUUGAUGACGAGGAUUACGAUUCCGAUUCCUCCUUCACCCCGAGCGAUUAUCGACCUCAGCAUGGCAUGAGUAAGGGCAAGCCAAAGGCUCCAUACAAGACAUGGUGCGGUCACAAUGUGGCCAGCAAUUUCUUCACCCCAAUCAACUUUACGGAUGAUCCGACCAUAGCGGCAGAAGCUGAGAAUAGGGCCACGGACAGGGACGAGGGACACGUCGUGCUUGACCAGAACGGGCAUAACAAAAGGGAACAGAUUAAUUGCGAGGAUGACACGGGUCUCGACAAGUUAGAGCUGGACGGGGCGCCCGCCGGUAAGGGGGAAGCCAAUGGCAAGGGUAAGGAAGAGGGAUACGCAAAGGGCAUCCAACUCAACGUCCAGAACGAGGACACGCACGUCCGGAUGGAGGAAGGAGACAAUGGGCCUGAUAUCGAGGAAUCCAGCGCUCAACCCCCCGGCCUCACAGUAGAAGACAAUCGCCGACGUAAGGUGCCAAACCCUCACGCCCAGGUUUUCACCCCCUCCGCAGCGAGCACUUUCACGCCGAGCGAUUACAAUCCAUGCAAGUUCAACCAGCACACACCAAGCCCCGGCAACAUCCCAAUGAACCCCCCACCACCGCCCGCAGCGCCGCAGCUCGCAACCGCACCGCUCAGCCACCGCGACGGCCUCUCCCCCUUCUUCUCCCACCCGGCCAACCCCUUCACCCCCACCGCCCCGGGCUUGCCCGCACCAGAUUCCGACUGCGACUGGCCCACGGUGGCCGAACUGACCAGCGAAGGCGAGGGCCGCAUCAAGCGCUGGGACACCAACUCCAACCCCAACACCAACACAACCACCCCGCGGUCCUCCUUCUCCCACCCCACCCCCACAGACCCCAACAACAACACAGACCACCUAGACACCACCACAUCCCUCCCAAACCCCAGCCUCGGCCGCUUCCUCCCGCUCCCGCGCCUCCGCAACACCAUCGACCCACGCCUGGACUUCACCCCCACCGCCAACAACAACAACCCCAACAACCCACCAAACGAAGCAGACGCGGACGCCACACCGUCGCCACUGCCGUGGGAAGUGCGCGCGAUGGCGGGCGAGCGGCGGUGGGAUUUGCACGGGGCGCGGCGGCUGUGGGAGUAA
Molecule: messenger RNA, 2361 nt
Organism: Chaetomium globosum CBS 148.51
Lineage: Eukaryota; Fungi; Ascomycota; Sordariomycetes; Sordariales; Chaetomiaceae
Exons: 6
Coding region: 1-2361 (786 amino acids)
Source: RefSeq, a predicted model, not a curated record